GACGACCUCCCACCGCUGCCGGCAUCAUUUCUGAAUCUCUAUUCGUCCAGCGUCCGCGUCAGCAAUACUGACGAUCCGUCUUUGCACCACGGCCGCAAACGCGUCGUCAAGCAUGUCGAGGGAAAUUGGCCCACCCAUGUCUAUCUAGAAUGGCUGCCAUCCCCAGCUGAACAUGACACACUGAACAGGCUGCUCAAAGCCUUGCCAGACUCGUCAAACGUGCACUCUCUACUGCAGACACCACUGCAAGUUCCGUUACCUUUGCACAUCUCAUUAAGUGCGCCAUUAGUAUUGCGUACCGAGAACAAAGACUCUUUCCUCGACACCAUCACCCAGGGCUUGACUUCAGUGAUUCGCUCGCUACGACAUCCAAUUACAGUACGCCCUGCAUCACUCUCAUGGCACGCCAACGACGACCAAAGUCGCUACUUUCUAGUCCUCCGCGUGCAAGACUCCCAACAAACAGACCCCAGCGCCCUAACCCUACUAAACCAACUCCUCAGCGCCAGCAACAAAGCAGCACUCCAAUACAGCCAACCCCAACUCUACUCAAAACUCAAACGCCAAGCAGGGAGUUCCGACUUUUCACCAUACUUUCACAUCAGCAUCGCUUGGUCAUUGCCAUCGCCGGAUUGUAACUUGCAAGACGACGACCUCACAUCGCAACCAGCUGUCGAUGCUAUCCUCGAGCAGCUGUGUGAGGAUAUGGUCGUGUCUUUUGAUGCGGUCAAGAUUCGCAUAGGGCAGAUCGUCACUGCUCUACCAAUUGGAAGCAAGCAACCGCAG
Molecule: messenger RNA, 786 nt
Organism: Aureobasidium namibiae CBS 147.97
Lineage: Eukaryota; Fungi; Ascomycota; Dothideomycetes; Dothideales; Saccotheciaceae
Exons: 2
Biological process (GO): U6 snRNA 3'-end processing
Cellular component (GO): nucleus
Molecular function (GO): 3'-5'-RNA exonuclease activity
Source: RefSeq, a predicted model, not a curated record